UAUAUAUAUAUAUAUAUAUAUAUAUAUAUUGUACUCAUAUAUAUAUUUAUUCUCUCUCUGUGAACUUGCGUGAACUUGUAUUUAUGAUAAAAUUAUCGAUGACAUUGCCAGUGUCGAGUACAACGCGAGCGCUUUAAACAAUUUCUGUAAAUAUACUAACAAAAAGCGCCGUUCGCUCUUCUAAAUUAUUAAAUGAGACGUAAAAAGUGACACGAUUCUUGAAAUUCUGUACUUGUUAAAUGGCUAAAUUAAGCGAAUUUUCGAAAUACUCGUACUUGUCUCCUACGGUUAAUAAAAUCGUAAGAUUAAUAUCAAUGACAAUUUAAUUUCCUUCGUACGUAUCCAAAUUUAUAUAUUAAAAAAAAAACUUAAUAUUUUUUAAACGCAUUAUUUCAAUAUUUCAUAUUUCGCGCUUCAAAAAAAAUCCCUCCAAACUGCUGACUAGUACACGAUGAUGCCUAAUUUGGCCAUACUGGAUUUGACUGCAAUUUCAAAUUCCAUAACGAUAUUUUGGCAAGUGGUGCGGUAUUAUUUCGCAAGUUCUCGUUUCUGCGAUUCUUGUGUGUAAAGCAGAGUUUUCUAAAAACUUUUCCGUAGUGGAGAAACAUGGUGAGAACAAAGGCGGACAGAGUACCUACAAAAGCUGUGGGUGGAAAAGCUCCUGGAAAAAUUCGCGCGGCUAAUCCUGGCAAAAGUAAUGGCAAAAAAAGUGCAGGAAAAAGCUCUGGAGGUGGAAAUCCUUAUCAUCCAAGGGAAACACCGGAAUGGCAGAAACCCAUCACUUCUUUUAUAAAUGUGGCUACUAGUUCAACGACAACUACUGACAACAAAAGCAAGGAUUCACAGGAAUCAGGAAUAGCAAAAGCAAAGGAAAAAAUUGAAAAUCAGGUUUCAAACUUUGAAGAUCCGAAUGCUGAGGAAGACUCAACGGAGGAAGAGGACGAUGAUGAGACUGAUUAAGAUAUUUUUGCACUCUUCUCUCUAAUAUUUUACUGUUAUAUUUUUAUUUAUUUUAACUAUCUCACUGUAUAUUUUCUUGUCAUUCACGUACUCAUAUGAUUUAAGACUUAAAGUAGUUAUAAUUAUAGAUAUUGUUACGUGCAGGUAAAAAUAUAAUAAGCUUCUCAUUCUUCUGUCGCAGAAUGGCAGUUGUGUUAAUUAUUGUAAUAAAUGUAAAAUUGUAAGUUAUCAGAUUAAAUAUGUAAACGGAAGUGUU
Nylanderia fulva is the source of this 1216-nucleotide messenger RNA. RefSeq lists its product as uncharacterized. Gene Ontology annotation, cellular component: nucleus. Gene Ontology annotation, biological process: regulation of cell cycle; translesion synthesis. The record is from RefSeq and is a predicted model, not a curated record. NCBI's taxonomy places the organism in Eukaryota, Metazoa, Arthropoda, Insecta, Hymenoptera, Formicidae. Gene Ontology annotation, molecular function: chromatin binding.